CUCAGGUGGAAACACGUCAAGAAUAGUCUAAUCUCAUGGACAUCAAUAAGAAACAGAAUAACCAAAAAGUGUGCUGUUGAAGAGAUUGUGAGCUGACCAUUACAUCUGCCAUAGAAUGAAGUUUCCAGUCAUCUGUGUGGCUCAGCUGCUGCUCCUGGCACUGUUUAGCUGGGGCGAGGACGAAUUUCAGUGGACACAGACUGAUCGGGGAUCCUUUUAUUACGGCACUUUCCCACCCACUUUCACAUGGGGAGUGGGCAGCUCUGCAUACCAAACUGAAGGUGCCUGGGAUAAGGAUGGAAAAGGACAGAGUAUUUGGGAUGUGUUCACGCAUAAAAAGGGAAGAACGUUCAGGAACCAGACUGCAGAUUCCUCAUGUGAUGGGUAUUAUAAAGUCAAGGAGGACAUAGAAUUGCUAAAGGAACUGAAAGUUUCUCAUUACCGUAUUUCUAUUUCUUGGCCUCGUUUAAUUCCUACUGGCAUUAAAGCUGAAAGUGUUAAUGAGAAGGGAAUAAAAUACUACAGUGAUUUAAUGAAUGUUCUUCUGGGAAAUAACAUCACACCAGUAGUCACCUUAUAUCACUGGGACUUGCCACAGCCCCUACAGGAGAAGUUUGGAGGCUGGCAGAACAUCACCAUGAUCACUUACUUUAAUGAUUAUGCCAACUUGUGCUUUGAGAAAUUUGGCGACCGAGUGAAACACUGGAUCACAUUCAACAAUCCCUGGUCAGUCGCUGUUGAAGGAUAUGAGACCGGAGAACAUGCACCAGGCAUGAAGCUAAGAGGCACUGGAGUAUAUAAGGCUGCCCACCACAUCAUUAAGGCACAUGCCAAAGUAUGGCACAGUUAUAACAAGCACUGGCGCAGCAGACAGAAAGGAAUUUUAGGGAUCUCGCUAACUACAGAGUGGGGAGAACCAGUGGACAUCUCUAGCCAGAAGGACAUUGAGGCUGCAGAAAGAUUUGUGCAAUUUAAUUUUGGAUGGUUUGCAAAUCCUCUUUACAAUGGAGAUUACCCACAGAUCAUGAAAGAAUAUAUAGGUCAGAAGAGCGCACAGCAGGGUCUGGGGUUGUCAAGACUUCCUAUCUUUACCUCUCAAGAAAAGGCUUUUAUUAAAGGUACAAGUGACUUUCUUGGGGUAGGUCACUUUACUACCAGAUAUAUCACAAGCAGAAACUUCCCAUCCACACACGGGCCAAGUUACUUCACAGACCGAGACCUGUCAGAGCUGGUAGACCCUAGCUGGCCUGAGCCAGAGUCAAAGUGGCUGUAUUCUGUCCCAUGGGGCUUCCGGAGACUGCUCAAUUUUGUAAAGACCCAGUAUGGAAACCCAAUGGUGAUAGUAACAGAGAAUGGAGUAUCAGAGAAAAUGCAGUGUGCCGAGCUGUGCGAUGAAUGGAGAAUACAGUACCUCAAAGGUUACAUCAACGAGAUGUUGAAAGCUAUAAAAGAUGGCGUUCACAUCCAGGGGUACACAGCUUGGUCACUGCUUGAUAAGUUUGAGUGGGAUGAAGGAUUCUCAGAGAGAUUUGGACUGUAUUAUGUUGAAUUCAAGAGCAAAAGCAAACCACGUUAUCCAAAGGCAUCUGUACAGUUCUAUAAAAAAAUCAUUCGAGCCAAUGGAUUCCCAAAUCUCAGAGAGGUAGAAAACUGGCACCGUAUAUCUACUGAGACGUGUUCUACUACCAACCAACUCCUAGCUUCAGACCCACUGAUCACCCACAUGGAGAUGGUGACCGAGAUCGUGGUGCCUACAGUUUUCACAUUGUGUAUUCUCAUCAGCGCUGUGCUUUUGAUGAUCCUUUUGCGCAGAAAGCAAUAGGACACAGAACGUGGUACACCGAUAAAAUCACCAUCUGAUAAGUGCUGUCAACUGUGCCCACAGCAAGGACUUUCACUUGAAGACCCCCUCUUCUGGUUCUCUACAAAGAAAAGGGCAUGCUAUGAUAAAUGUACCUCCUACAUGGUGUUUACAGAGGAUUGUGAGUACACGCUUUAUAGGUAGUGAUUUUUAUAUUGAAUUGUGCUCAUUUAAUUAACCUUUUGGCCCUGAUUAGGUCUUGUUCACCUCAUGUUUUGUCCCUCUGUUUGAUGUAUACCCUGGGAAAAGUUCCCAAAGUAUACUUCGGAAGGCUGUGAUGUAUCCCACUGCAAUGGCGUACAGUAGGACACAUUACCAUUGGGUCCCAUUGUAAUAAAAAUAACAUAUACCUUGUGUCAUACACAUUUAAUCUGGUCUACUAUGCUAUUCAAUACCUUUUUUUUUUUUCGUGGUACACUCCUUUGACCUCCGACAAGUGAUCUAGAUAGGUCAUCAGUAUCUUAUUGGUGGGGGUCUGACACCCAGGACCCCCAUCGAUUGGCUGUUUAGUGAAGGCACUGGCGCCCCUGUGAGCACCGCACAUUUUAUAGCGGUUGUGCUUGAUAUUGCAGCUCAGCCCCAUUCACUUGAAUGGGGCUGAGCUUCUCCUAGGCCACAAGGUCGAUGAACAUGUCGUCACUGCCCUAGGGCAUAGAGAAGGACGUGGUGCUCACAGGAGCGCUGCUGCCUUCUCAAACAGCUGAUCGGCGGUGGUCCCGGGUGUCAGAACUCCACCGAUCAGAUACUGAUCUUGGAAAACCCCUUUAAACAUACAACACUAACAGGAUGUGAACAGGACCUUAUACUGCCCUCAUUGAGGACAUUAAAACCACUACACAGUUAACGGUACGCACAUAUGCAAUGACGUAUCCCUUACUAAUAUGCCAUAUUAAGAUGUACCCCGUAAGCCCAUAAGUAACAGGUGUAUAGGCUCAAAAUAUUAAAAAAACAUACCACAAAUAAUAAAAAUUGACGAGUUUGCAGGAAAGGAUGGCAUUAAUGGUUGGCAAUAGCAUAUAUAGUAAGUGUAAAAUAGUAUCAAAUAUAUAAGUACUGGUAUGUAAAAGCACAUGACAGGACAUAAAUGAGUAUAUAUAGUGAAUAAUAUAUUUAAAAAUUCCACAGAAUAUCAUUACUCCUCAAUGGUUGACUAAUUGGCAGAUUGUCGGGAAUGAAGCAGACACUCCCGAUAUCUGUCAGAUCAUCAGCGGAGAUGAGGGCUGAAUUUACAUAAAGCAAUCACUGCCGCUGUAUUGGGACAAGCGAUCGAAACAAGGAUUGUUUGUGCCUAUAGAGAAUUCCUGCAUAGUAAAUCGCUUUUUUUACAGAACGAUCUGCUGCACAGGAAUGAUGAUUUUCCGUGCCGACAAAACAGGAUCAAUCAGUAAACAUUCAUUGGGUGACUGCCAGCACCUUUUACACAGGCAGAUGAUACAAACAUUCAUCCCCGAUAAUCGGCCCGUGUAAAACACCCUCAAAGAGAAAAUUACCAAUCAUCAGUAGGUGGGUGGGUAAAGGAGAUGCUCAUGAAUAACCAUGACUCUUCUCAGGCAGCCGUGACUCUUUUCCAGGCCCAAGCCAGGUUCUUUUUGAAGAGAGUCUUCGGGGGCAGACUGGCCAUAGUCCCCACAAGGAAAUUUCCCUGUGUGCUUAAGUCCAGGGGUCCACCCAAGCCCUCCACUGAGUACAUGUUGAUCUUAUGCUCCCAGAAUUAAUUAAUCCUAGGAGCAUCAUGUAAUUCCGUACCUGGCUAGCGGCAGAAAGUGCCCUCCUGCAUUUAACUGUACUGCUGUCCUUAGGAUGGCAAUACAGUUGAAUACUGUAGCUGGGGUAGCAGUAUUUUAUGCUGGACUGUGGUAUUUGGUUCUGUUAGGGCGGUAUUAUGUGCUGCACUACAAUAUUGCUGGCCCCGUCUACUUACGUUGGCCUCGUCUUCUUGGACCCACCUACAACAUGGGGCAACUGUAAGUUCCCAGUCUGCCCCUGUGCAUCAUGCACAGUUUAAAAAUGAAAUCGGAUCAAAUAACUUUACUUAACUCGCUAAAUGUUUAUGACAAUAAGGAAGGAGGGAAUAUUUCAUAGAUGUUGUAUUUGUUUGCAAUUCAUUGGACUGAUCUUCGCGAUUCUGUAGACUAUGAUUAAAAAUCUUUGGGUGAGCACUAUGGACACUGCAGCUGGAGGAGUCCAUACAGACAACAUGAAAAGAUUUUAUUUUUGCAAAACGUGUUAAUAAAUUUACAGUGAAAUGAAGGAUAGCAUGUCAUUUUUUUGUAAAUACACAGUUUAUCAUAUUCUUAAGGCUAAAGAAAAGUGGGUGGACGGUGGUUUGGUCUUAGUGCAUUGUAUUGAGGCGCUCACCCUGUAUUUACAUAUAGCAAUCAAUGAAACACAGUAUCUAUUCAUGGUAUACAAUCACCCACACAGAAAUAUACUAAAGAAAAGUAUACCGGUAAUUACCUUCUGACACAAUGAUGAAACCCCAAGGACAGGAAGCAUGCAGGCAGCACUCAUUCAGAACACAGGUACAGCAGCCAUCAGUGGUCAGUACAACGGUACAGGUCAUAUUUGGAAAAGGUUAUUCCAGUUUGUGGGACUAGAGCUAUCAAUAAAGGUCCGACGACACCAUUGAUAUAUGAUAUUGCACUGGGAACUGUGUGCCAUUA
This is a messenger RNA of Bufo gargarizans (Asiatic toad), 4524 nucleotides long. It is a transcript of the gene LCTL, whose product is annotated as lactase like. Lineage: Eukaryota; Metazoa; Chordata; Amphibia; Anura; Bufonidae. Gene Ontology annotation, biological process: carbohydrate metabolic process. Gene Ontology annotation, molecular function: beta-glucosidase activity. The transcript has 14 exons. The record is from RefSeq and is a predicted model, not a curated record. Bases 116 to 1822 code for a protein of 568 amino acids.